UCCUCUUUUUCGCGGAUCCGACGGCUGAGAGAUGUCAGGGAGUUCUUCAAAUUUUAGUAAUGUUUUGGGAGAAGUUUUUGGUUCUUUGGAUCAGUCAGUGAUGUUAAGGGUUUCAUUCAACAACAGGCCGGUUCUUAAUGGAUGUGAUUUUAGGCCUUCCAAUGUUGUUAAUCGUCCUAGAGUUGAAGUAGGAGGAGAGGAUUUGCGUACUUUUUACACACUUAUCAUGGUUGAUCUAGACGCGCCAAACCCUAGCAAUCCAACGUUGAAAGAAUACUUGCACUGGAUGGUCACGGAUAUCCCAGCAACAACUGAUGCAAGCUUUGGAAGUGAGUUGUUGAAAUAUGAGAGCCCUCACCCCAUGACAGGAAUCCACCGCAUAGUCCUAGCGCUCUUAAAACAGCAAAAGAGAGGCACAGUUCUGAAGCCAGACUCGCGUGAAAACUUCGAUACACAAACCUUCGCUCAGGCUAAUAACCUCAAAACUCCGGUGGCCGCCACCGCCUAUUUCAAUUGUCAGCGGGAGGCCGGCUCCGGCGGCCGGAGGUUCCUCUACUAAGCAGCCAUGCUGCCAUCGCAUGACCUUAUAUAUAUAUAUUUACGUUGUCGUCUAAUAUUGCAUGUUACCAUGCAUGAACUUGAUUGUUUGCAUGUUUGUGGUUUGAUGUGGUUGAGGUACUGUAAUUUCAUUAAUGU
Molecule: messenger RNA, 696 nt
Organism: Phalaenopsis equestris
Lineage: Eukaryota; Viridiplantae; Streptophyta; Magnoliopsida; Asparagales; Orchidaceae
Product: protein HEADING DATE 3A-like
Exons: 4
Coding region: 32-559 (175 amino acids)
Source: RefSeq, a predicted model, not a curated record